UUAUACAGGGAAAUUUGUCAAUGUGAAAACGCGCAUAUCAGUCCAUAGCAAGUAUAACUGCUGUCAAAAGAACAACAUAAAGCUAGAUUCCAUACCAAGCAACUGCUGUCAAAGAAUAACAUAAAGUGACCAAAAUGUCAUUUCGGAAUAUGUGCACAUUCGAGCCCCGUGGCGUUCUUGCAAUGAUGGUUCAAUUUUUUGUCCUUUUGUUGAUGGUUUGGACAGUGACCCUAUCCAUUACAGACCAAUCGGCCCUCCCCGGCGGGCACCUGUUUUCCCUUAUUAUCCUCUUUGUUAGCGCCGUGUCGGGAGGAUAUAUAUUUUCUUUGAUUCGUUUACCACCAUUACUGGGUAUGAUCUUGGCGGGAUUUGGUCUAAGUAACCUUCCUGUGGUUUGUUUGGUCGGACAGAACGUGACGCCAAUUUGGUCCGGAGCUUUAAGGAGGAUAGCGUUGACUGUGAUCUUAAUCCGUGCGGGACUGGGACUCGAUCCGGUGGCGCUCAAGAAGUUGUCCAGGACAGUGAUCAAACUAGCCUUCUUACCGUGUAUCUCUGAAAGUGUGAUAUGCGCAGUAACUUCUCACUAUCUGAUUGGUCUUCCAUGGGAUUGGUCAUUUAUGUUAGGAUUUGUGUUGUCUGCUAUUUCUCCCGCUGUCGUUGUACCCGCCCUCCUAAAUCUCGCAGAGAGGGGAUACGGAUUAGACAAGGGCAUCCCCACCCUAGUCAUUGCUGCCGCCAGCAUUGACGAUGUCGUCUGCAUCUCAGGGUUUGGAAUUGCUCUUGGAAUUGCAUUUUCUACAGGUGACCUGGCGUUGACAAUAGCAAGAGGACCGCUAGAGGCAAUGUUGGGCGUAGCGUAUGGUGUCGUUUUAGGGCUAUUUUUAUGGAUUAUUCCAGCAAAAGAUAGUUCCAAUCUUAUUUUCUAUCGUGCCAUGCUGCUAUUUUCUGGAGGAAUGCUGGCGACAUUCGGUAGUGUGUAUGCCGACUUAUCGGGAGCUGGGCCACUGGGUUGUCUUGUCUUAGCUUUUGUUUGUGGAAUCAGAUGGCGAAAAGAAAGUACAAAAGAACAGUAUGCCGUUAUUACGGACGCCGUGGGACUGCUGUGGAUGAUCUUCCAGCCUCUACUGUUCGGACUAAUUGGUGCCGCGGUCAGAGUGGAACAUAUACAGAACCUUAGGAUCGUCGGACUUGGAAUAGCAGUUCUUUUCAUUGGUCUAAUGAUAAGAUGUCUUGUAACAUUUGUAGCCGUUUUCAGAUCUGGGUUGAACUUCAAAGAGCAAUUGUUUGUAUCGCUGGCCUGGAUUCCAAAAGCCACCGUGCAGGCGGCGAUAGGUGGUUUGGCGCUUGACCAGGCUACACAUGACAAGGAUGAGGAACUAAAACCUCUUGGAAUAAUUGUUCUGACUAUAGCGGUAUUAUCCAUAAUGAUCACCGCCCCUAUCGGGGCCUUAGCUAUAGCAGUGUCAGGACCAAGGUGUCUGAAACACGACAGUGAACAUGAAAGGCGGGCUAGUACGUCACAAAACGAAGAAACGACAGAUAAUACUCAGGCGAGAAAUGGUGUGAUUUGUAAUGGAAAUGUGAGGGAAAAAGUAAUUGAAGAUGAAAAUGUUGACAUUGUUGUAACACAUAUUUGAGAAUAUAUUGGGAUACUUGAGAAAUAAGUUAUAAGUUUCAGGCGCGGGUCCAGGAUUUUUUCCAGAAGGGGGAGGGGGGAGGUUGGGUUCCAACCCUGUCCAAAAAAAUCCAACCUUGAAAUUUGCCACACACCUUUAUAUAAUCAGCAUCAACAUCAUCAUGUUGUUACGACCUCGACACCUGAACUCGAUCAUUCAUCGCCAGUGACUUCUUAGAAAUGACUUUAAGUAAGGUUU
Molecule: messenger RNA, 1874 nt
Organism: Saccostrea cuccullata (small rock oyster)
Lineage: Eukaryota; Metazoa; Mollusca; Bivalvia; Ostreida; Ostreidae
Product: sodium/hydrogen exchanger 9B2-like
Exons: 11
Coding region: 135-1637 (500 amino acids)
Biological process (GO): proton transmembrane transport
Cellular component (GO): membrane
Molecular function (GO): antiporter activity
Source: RefSeq, a predicted model, not a curated record